AUGAAGUUCGAUACUUUAGUACAAGCCACUGUGGCUGGUGUUGUGGCGAGUGCUGUGAAUGCAGCGACGGCAGAUCAGUGGAGAAGCCGGUCGAUAUAUCAGGUUCUUACGGAUCGGUUUGCACGCCCCGAUAGCAGCACAACAGCAUCAUGCGAUACCAGCUUAGGCCAAUACUGCGGAGGAACGUGGCAAGGAAUUAUCAAACAACUCGACUACAUACAGAACAUGGGAUUCACAGCGAUAUGGAUAUCCCCAGUUACAUACAAUAUUCCGGACAAAACACCGUACGGAUAUGCAUGGCAUGGAUACUGGCAACAAGAUCUAUACAAGCUGAAUGACCACUUCGGAACAGCGGAUGAUCUCAAAGCGCUAAGCAAAGCACUGCAUGACAGAAAUAUGUAUCUCAUGGUCGAUGUAGUCGUAAACCACAACGGCUGGAAUGGAGCAUCCACUACCGUCGACUACUCUAAAUUCCACCCUUUCAACAACGCAAAGUACUUCCACAGUUUCUGCCCAGUCGACAACUAUAGCAACCAAACCAACGUUGAGGAUUGCUGGCUCGGCGAUUCCAAAGUUGAGCUUCCGGAUCUGAAGACUGAGGACUCAGCUGUAGCUGAUGGGUAUAAUACGUGGAUCAAGCAGCUAGUUAGCAAUUACUCGAUCGAUGGGCUGCGAAUCGACACUGUAAAGCAUGUAGAAAUGUCUUUCUGGAAGCCUUUCAACUCCGCGGCUGGCGUAUUCUGUACUGGAGAAGUCUUCAGCGGUGAUCCAUCGUUCACUUGCAAUUACCAGAACUCUCUUGAUAGCGUGCUAAACUAUCCCAUCUACUAUCAAAUAAUCCCCUUCCUAAACUCCACAAACGGCUCGCCCACGGCGCUCCUCAACGCCCUCAAAUCUGUCAACUCUUCCUGCCGCGACUCCUCAGUCUUAGGCACUUUCACCGAAAACCACGACGUCCCACGCUUUGCCUCCAUGACCUCCGACCUCAGCCUCGCACAAAACGCACUCGCAUUUACCAUCCUUUCUGACGGUAUCCCGAUCGUCUACGCUGGCCAGGAACAACACUACUCCGGCGGCGGCGAUCCCGCAAACCGUGAAGCCACCUGGCUUUCGAAAUACAAUCGGCAGUCGGACUUGUAUAAUCUAGUAGCUGCGGUGAACCAGGUACGGAAUGUCGCCGCAUUCAUCGAUCCGAAAUACCUGACAUAUAACAUCUACCCCAUAUACUCGGACGCCCAUACUAUCGCCCUCCGAAAGGGGUUUGAUGGUAAACAAGUCAUCUCGAUAAUAACAAACCUUGGCUCCUCCGCCCCAUCCACAACCCUCACACUCUCUGGCACUAGUCACGGAUUGCCAUCUGGUACCGUCGUUGUGGACAUCUUAUCCUGUGCUCAGGUCACGGUUUCCUCGGAUGGAAGCCUGGCGGUGCCCAUGCAGGCGGGGGUUCCCAGGGUUUAUUUCCCAGUGGCCGCGGCGGUAGGCCAUGGAAUUUGUGGUAUUGGUACGAGUGAGACGGCCGCGCCAAGUGCGACGAAUUCGAAGAAGAGCGUGGGCGGGUUGCAGAGGAGAGGGGACAGGAGGAGGAAGGUUGUCAAAGCGGGUUUGGCGGCAGCGGCUGCAGGGGCUGUUGGGGCGGUCGUUUAGGUGGCGCUGCAGGAGGGAGGGGUUCCGUUGUUUGCAUUAGAUUUAGGUCGGCGGAUAUAAAAUCCCCGAGGUAGGGAGUGGGAGCUAGGAACAGGAACUCAGAGAAAAAGUGCCCCCUUU
Messenger RNA from Lindgomyces ingoldianus, 1764 nucleotides. Its product is annotated as alpha-amylase. The record is from RefSeq and is a predicted model, not a curated record. Gene Ontology annotation, molecular function: alpha-amylase activity; calcium ion binding. Gene Ontology annotation, biological process: carbohydrate catabolic process. Bases 1 to 1644 code for a protein of 547 amino acids. The transcript has 6 exons. NCBI's taxonomy places the organism in Eukaryota, Fungi, Ascomycota, Dothideomycetes, Pleosporales, Lindgomycetaceae.